Messenger RNA from Batrachochytrium dendrobatidis JAM81, 1301 nucleotides. RefSeq lists its product as uncharacterized. Lineage: Eukaryota; Fungi; Chytridiomycota; Chytridiomycetes; Rhizophydiales. The transcript is spliced from 4 exons. The coding region runs from base 65 to 1276 and encodes 403 amino acids. The record is from RefSeq and is a predicted model, not a curated record. Gene Ontology annotation, biological process: protein folding; protein peptidyl-prolyl isomerization. Gene Ontology annotation, molecular function: peptidyl-prolyl cis-trans isomerase activity; protein binding.
AUCUUCUACAACUUUCCAUUCAACAUCAGAUUCACAUUUUCUUUCUACGACUGAUUGAGCAGUUAUGACCAACACAACUUAUCCUCGAUGCUUUUUUGAUAUUCAAUUUGGAAACCGACCUGUCUCGGUAAGCACAGGUCGUAUUGUUAUGGAAAUGUAUCAAGAUACUUGCCCUCGCACCGUCGCAAACUUUAUUUCCCUAUGCCAAGGCGAUCAAAUCUCGGCAGUAUCUGGAAAACAACUACACUACAAAGGUUCUGGAUUCCAUCGAGUCAUCAAGUCGUUUAUGAUUCAAGGCGGAGAUUUUACUCGAGGUGAUGGUACAGGAGGUGAAUCCAUUUAUGGAGAAAAGUUUGAAGAUGAAGACUUUUCUCGGUUGCAUGAGCGUCCUGGAUUGUUGAGUAUGGCCAAUGCUGGUCCUAAUACCAACGGUAGUCAAUUUUUCAUCACUACUUGUCCUACUCCUCAUUUGAAUGGCAAACAUGUAGUGUUUGGUCGAGUCAUCAAGGGCAUGUCUGUAGUUCGAUCUAUUGAAAAUUGCGAAAAGGGAGCCAAUGAUAAACCUCUCGAGGAUAUUAUGAUUGCCGAUUGCGGUGUGUUGGCCGAGGGUGAAGAGGAUGGUAUUCCUAUUCCCGAUGAUGGGGAUGUUUUACCCGAAUACACAGAAGACCACGAUCUGAUUCCAGAGGAUCAUCCCACAGAAUACAUUGCCUUUGCAUCACAAAUUAAAACGAUUGGCAACACACUGUUGAAGCAGGCUCUUGCAUCGACAGAUUCCACUGCUGCUCAGUCCUUUUUCAGUAAAGCCAUUGCCAAGUAUGAAAAGGCUGUUCGAUACUUGGAGGCUAUCAAUCCAUCACCAGAAGAGGCUACAGAAUUAACUUAUGAAGCCAAGCUCGAGUUUUUUGCACUCAAGGUGUCUUGUCUUUCAAACUUGUCGUUGGCAUCGGGCAAGAUCUCUGAUUGGGCUGGACAGCAGCGAUACAGUGAGCGGAUUUUGUCUAUUGCUGAAACGCUUGCAACGUAUACUGUCAAACAUUCAACUACUCCACUCAUGGUCACCCCUGCCGAUCAAAGUAAAGCUUAUUUCCGUGUUGGUCAAGCACUCGUGAAGCAGCUUCAAUAUGAACAAGGCUGUAAAAUGCUUGAACGUGCGCAAAGUCUGACUUCUGGCACACCUGAUGCUAUGAUCAUUAAAACCAUCAACGAAACCCAACGAAUGAUCAAGGAGCGUGCAGCCAAAGAGAAGCGCAUGUAUCAGAAGAUGUUUGAAUAAAUACAAUGCCGAGAAUGUCUUGAUC